Arabis nemorensis is the source of this 246-nucleotide messenger RNA. Lineage: Eukaryota; Viridiplantae; Streptophyta; Magnoliopsida; Brassicales; Brassicaceae. The record is from the annotation of a GenBank genome assembly.
AUGAUCGAUGCGUUUGUAUUACAAAACAACAACGAUGCUCACAAAACAAAAGAGAAUACUACGAUGAACAACUCCGGUUCGAAGCCGUCCAUCGUUUACGCUAAGGAAAUACAACAAGAGCUUGGAGAUGGAUCAAGACGCGGUGAUCUUAGCUACGUAGCCAACAAAAGAAAAGUGCCUCGUGGACCCGAUCCUAUACACAACAGGAGAGCAGGGAACUCAAGACGACCACCAGGAAGAGCAUAA